UUCUCAUAACACUGCUCAGUGAGAGACCGAACUCAAACCAUCACUUUCUUGUCUGGAUAUUAAUCUUACAACUUCACAAUGGGAGAUGAAGAUAUUGCAGCUUUAGUCGUAGACAAUGGAUCCGGAAUGUGCAAGGCCGGAUUUGCCGGAGACGAUGCUCCCAGAGCUGUGUUUCCCUCCAUUGUCGGACGCCCCAGACAUCAGGGUGUGAUGGUUGGUAUGGGACAGAAGGACAGCUAUGUAGGAGACGAGGCCCAGAGCAAGAGAGGUAUCCUCACCCUCAAGUACCCCAUUGAACACGGCAUCGUCACCAACUGGGAUGACAUGGAGAAAAUCUGGCAUCAUACCUUCUACAAUGAACUCCGUGUGGCCCCAGAGGAACACCCCGUCCUCCUGACCGAGGCCCCACUCAACCCCAAGGCCAACAGAGAAAAGAUGACACAAAUCAUGUUCGAGACCUUCAACUCUCCCGCCAUGUACGUCGCCAUCCAGGCUGUACUGUCCCUGUACGCUUCCGGUCGUACAACCGGUAUCGUACUCGACUCCGGAGAUGGUGUGUCUCACACAGUCCCCAUCUACGAGGGUUACGCCCUUCCCCACGCCAUCAUGAGAUUGGAUCUCGCUGGACGUGAUCUGACCGAUUACCUCAUGAAAAUCCUCACAGAGCGUGGAUACUCUUUCACCACCACAGCCGAGAGAGAAAUCGUCAGAGACAUCAAGGAGAAACUGUGCUACGUUGCCCUGGACUUCGAACAAGAGAUGGCCACUGCUGCUUCAUCCUCAUCUCUAGAGAAGAGCUAUGAACUUCCCGACGGUCAGGUCAUCACCAUUGGCAACGAGCGAUUCAGGUGCCCAGAGGCCAUGUUCCAGCCAUCCUUCCUUGGAAUGGAAUCUUCCGGAAUCCAUGAAACAUCAUACAACAGUAUCAUGAAAUGUGAUGUCGAUAUCCGUAAAGACUUGUACGCUAAUAUUGUCCUGUCUGGAGGUACCACCAUGUUCCCCGGCAUUGCUGACCGUAUGCAAAAGGAGGUCACCGCCCUCGCUCCCCCAACAAUGAAGAUUAAGGUCAUUGCUCCACCUGAGAGGAAAUACUCCGUCUGGAUCGGUGGUUCCAUCCUUGCUUCUCUCUCCACCUUCCAACAGAUGUGGAUCAGCAAACAGGAGUACGACGAAUCUGGACCAUCCAUUGUCCACAGGAAAUGCUUCUAAAUAGACUCAUUAGUUUUAAUAAGAUUCUUUUUCUGUAGUUUAGAUUGUUAAAUAGUAGUUCUCAUUACACACACGUGAUGAUUGAGUAAAGACCAUCUGGCCAUCAAGUGGCUGUGAUAGGAUUUUUAUAUAGAUUACAUACCCCUUAGAAAUAUCUUAGAUCAGACUAGUAUGAAAUAUGAUAAAGCUUUAUUAACACUGUUUCGUUCUUGAUUCUGAAUAAAAUGUUAUCACAUUGUU
Messenger RNA from Magallana angulata, 1449 nucleotides. RefSeq names its product actin. The transcript is spliced from 2 exons. Bases 79 to 1209 code for a protein of 376 amino acids. NCBI's taxonomy places the organism in Eukaryota, Metazoa, Mollusca, Bivalvia, Ostreida, Ostreidae. The record is from RefSeq and is a predicted model, not a curated record.